AUGAAAUUGGACGUGACCAAGCAGUUUUCGGCGCGUUCGGAAAGAGUCAAGGGCAUUGAUUUCCACCCCACUGAGCCCUGGAUCUUGACCACGCUAUACAAUGGAAAAAUCGAGAUUUGGUCGCAUGCAACCAACACGCUAGUCAAGUCGAUCCAGGUCACCGAUAUGCCUGUGAGAGCGGGAAAGUUCAUUGCCCGUAAGAAUUGGAUCGUUGUGGGCUCUGACGACUUCCAGGUGAGAGUAUACAACUAUAGCACCGGCGAGAAAAUCACUCAGUUUGAAGCUCACCCAGACUACAUCCGUAGCAUCGCCGUGCAUGCCACUUUGCCUUACAUUUUGACCUCGUCCGAUGAUUUGACCAUCAAGUUAUGGAACUGGGACAACAACUGGCGCCUCGAACAAACCUACGAAGGCCACCAGCACUACAUCAUGUGCGUCAACUUUAAUCCUAAGGAUCCCAACACCUUCGCGUCUGCCUGUUUGGAUAGAACCGUUAAGGUGUGGUCUUUGGGCUCACCUACUCCUAACUACACUUUGGUUGCGCACGAUAUCAAAGGUGUCAACUACGUCGACUACUACCCACAAGCUGACAAACCAUAUCUCAUUACAUCUUCUGACGACAAAACAGUCAAAGUGUGGGAUUACCAAACAAAAUCAUGUGUGGCUGUUCUUGAGGGCCACUUGGCCAAUGUCUCUUUUGCUAUUUUCCAUCCAGAGUUGCCUUUGAUCGUCUCUGGUUCUGAAGACGGCACAGUGCGCUUCUGGAACUCCAACACCUUCAAGUUGGAAAAAUCCGUCAACUACGGAUUGGAGCGUGUGUGGUGUGUCAGUGUGUUGCAAAAGUCUAACUUGAUAGCUGUGGGAUGUGACUCUGGUAAUGUGGUCAUCAAAUUGGGAAAUGAAGAGCCUUUGUUUUCGAUGGACAACAACGGUAAGUUGAUUUACGCCAAGAACUCUGAGGUGUAUCAAUCUGUUAUCAAGCCAACCAGUACUAGCGGUUUGAAAGAUGGUGAAACUAUUCCAAUUCAGCAAAAGGACCUCGGAACAGUGGAAAUUUAUCCUCAAACAUUGGCACAUUCACCAAACGGAAAGUACGCUGCCGUAUGUGGUGAUGGUGAAUACCUCGUCUACACUUCAUUGGCUUGGAGAUCCAAAGCCUAUGGUAAAGCAUUGGACUUCGCCUGGAACACACACGAUCAUUCUAACGCUACGUGUUAUGCGAUUAGGGAAUCCAAAAUGUCUGUCAAGAUCUUCAAGAACUUGCAGGAACUGUUGUCUGUAGACCUUGUCUACGAGGCUGAGAAAAUCAUUCCUGGAGCUUUGCUUGGUGUCAAGUCCGUGGGACUUUUGUGUUUCUAUGAUUGGGAGACAGGUUCGCUCGUCAGAAGAGUUGAUAUUGAGGACGAUAUUCAAGACGUUGUCUGGUCUGACAAUGGCGAGUUGUUGGCUAUUUUGACCAACAGCGCCUCUUCGGAAACCAAGAGCUACGAGACUUAUUUCUUGAGCUUCGACCGCACGCUUUACGAAGAAGCUAUCGCUAACGGAUCUAUCAGUAACUCUGAAGGUGCAGAGGCUGCCUUUGAUGUGUUGUACACUUUGCCUACUUCCGAGGCUAUCUUGUCAGGAAAGUUUAUUGGUGAUGUUUUUAUCUACACUACGGCCACCACGAAUAGAUUGAACUAUUUUGUUGGUGGUGAGAUCAUCAACUUGAGUCAUUUCGAUCACAAGUACUACCUCAUCGGCUAUAAAGCUAGUGAAGGGAAAUUGUUUUUGAUUGACAAAACUUUCAAUGUCAUCUCGUGGUUCGUGAACUCGGAUGUUUUGGAGUUGCAAACAUUGGUUAUGCGUGGUGACUUGGAGCAGUUUGCUUCUUCCACAGUCACCGACGAGGAAACCGGCGAACAGAUUCCAGACUUGGCAUCCAUUUCACCUGAACUGUUGUCUGAAGAAUAUUCUGCUUACUUGACCAACUUGUCGAAGACAGAGUUAAACCAGGUUGCACGCUUUUUCGAGAAGUUAGGUUACUUGAAGUUAUCUUUUGCCUUGUCUCAGGAUUUCGACUCAAAGUUCCUGAUUGCCUUGUCCACUGGAGACUUGCAACAAGCAUACCAAUUGUUGGUGGAGAACCAAGAUAGUAAUCCAUCUACGGCGCUUGUCAACGCGCCAAAGUGGAAAAAGUUGGGCGAUUUGGCCAUGGCGAAUUGGCAGAUGCAAUUGGCGGAAAAAUGCUACUGGUUGGCAAACGACCAUGCUUCCUUGUUGUUGAUGCUCUCCUCGACAAACAACCAAGUGCUGUUGGCUCGUCUCGCUGAAUCGGCCGAAGCACUUGGAAAGUACAAUAUUGCUUUCCAGGCGUGGUGGUUGACAGCAAACAAGGAGAAGUGCAUGGACUUGUUGGUUAAAACGGAAAGAUACAGUGAAGCUGCUUUCUUGGGUAAAACCUACGGUAUUUCCAACACCAAACUCGCCAAUGUCAUGGAGUUAUGGAAACAGCAAUUGGUUGCCAAGGGAAAGGGGAAGACUGCAGACCGUUUGAUUGGCGACUUUGCCGAAUUGAAGGUGAGCAAUGGUGAUGCUUUGAUUGACUUUGGCAAUGAAAAAGCGCCAAAAGAGGUUGAAGAGCCUGUUGAAGAGUCUGUCGAGGAACCUUUACAAAAGGUAGAGGAGCAUCAUGUCGAUGACACACCAGCUCGUGAAGAAAACUUGUUGGAUCUCGAAGACUCGGAGAAACCGGAAGAAUUCGAGGAGGAGGAAUUCGAGGAAGCUUUGGGAGACGAUGACAACAUCUUGGAACUUUAG
Messenger RNA from Clavispora lusitaniae ATCC 42720, 2799 nucleotides. RefSeq names its product coatomer subunit beta' (gene SEC27). Gene Ontology annotation, biological process: endoplasmic reticulum to Golgi vesicle-mediated transport; intra-Golgi vesicle-mediated transport; retrograde vesicle-mediated transport, Golgi to endoplasmic reticulum. Gene Ontology annotation, cellular component: COPI vesicle coat. NCBI's taxonomy places the organism in Eukaryota, Fungi, Ascomycota, Pichiomycetes, Serinales, Metschnikowiaceae. The record is from RefSeq and is a predicted model, not a curated record. Gene Ontology annotation, molecular function: structural molecule activity; protein binding.